This is a messenger RNA of Entrophospora candida, 1557 nucleotides long. NCBI's taxonomy places the organism in Eukaryota, Fungi, Glomeromycota, Glomeromycetes, Entrophosporales, Entrophosporaceae. The record is from the annotation of a GenBank genome assembly.
AUGAAACUAUUAUCACUACCACCAAUACAAUCACAACCAACUCAAAAAUGGCAAGACAACAAAGAUGUUCCAGGCAACAAAGUUCCUUGUCUUGGUUAUAAAGAUUCCGAGUUUAGAUCUUCAAAAUGCAAUAUGAUGAGAUUAGAAAAUAUAUGUAAAAAGAUUGAUGGAAGACUUGCUACAACAACUAGUGAUAAUACCAAUACCAUUGUGAAUAACGAUAAUAUUCAUAAUGGCAAUGAGACAAAGAAUUUACCAGAUACUAGCAAACCUAAUAAUUACUUAGUUUCGAAUAUUCCUCCUUUAAAUCAAGAAAGAGAAAAAAUUGUAUCAGAUAUUUUGGAUUUAUAUUCUUGCAAACCAUCUGAAGAAAAAUUCAAUCACUACUCUAAUGAUGUCAUAUUUGAAGAUCCACUCAUGUACUGUACAGGAAUCAAAAAUAUCAAAGCUCAAUUUUAUGGAAUGCCAAAACUAUUUACAAAUUCUGUAACAGAAACUCUUGAAGUCCAACAGAAUGAUUCGAAUAUACUAAAAUUUAGUUUUAAUCAAUGUUACACUUUGCCAUUACUCAAAAAAAACAAAGUACAAAAUAGUGUUGUUAUACUGGAAUUUAAUAAUGAUAAUGAUGGUCAAGGGAAGAAAAUUAAGAAACAUUCAGAUUUGUGGGAUGGGAAACCUUUGCCUGUUAAUGGUGGUGUCAUACGUAAAACUCUUGCUAAAUUAGUAUCAACUUGUGUUAAAAUUCCCGAAACAGCCCUAGGUGGCAGAAAUGCAUUACUUUCAGAUAUUCAAAAAGGAAGUAAAUUGAAAAAAGCUGUAACAAAUGAUAGAUCUGCUCCAAUCAUAGACGUAGAAAAAAAAUCAUCAAACACACGAACAGCACAAGCAGUUAAUAGGCGUCGAUCAUUAAGUGCCUCUAAUACCAGCGACAAUAAGCAAAUUAAUUCGUCUACAGCUACUGCUAAUCUUGGUGGUUUGUUUGCAGGUGGAAUUCCAAAAUUAAAAAGCCGUGGUGGUGUAGAAACUGGCAGAGAAUCUAAUAGUUUAGCAGCACCACCUCCAUUACCAGGUGGACGACCAAGAGCUACAAGUGCAGAUAAUCGUAUAUCAUUACCUAAUCGUUCAACACCUAUUGCUCCUCAAUUGCCUGCCCGUACACCAACAACACCAGUACCACCUCCACUUCCCCCAACUAGUAAAAAACCAGCACCUAUACUUCCUAAUAAACCUGUAAAUCAUUCAUCAAAAGAACUACUGCCAGCAAAAUCACCACGAGCAAAAUCACCAGCCAAAUCACCGCAAACAAAAUCACCACCAACAAAAGAACUGCCAAUAAAAGAAUUAAAAGAGCCACCAACAAAAGAAGGACGAUGGGAGUUUCAUCCUUCGACUGAUUUUCCUACACCACGUCCUUUCAUACCUUCUACAAAAGAAUAUCCUUCAGGUUCAUUUACAGGAACUUAUUCAUUGGCAGAAUUUGACAUGGUAAUUUCAUUUUCUGAUGUUGAUGGCGAUGAUUUAAUUUAUCUAGGAACUCUUGAACACCUCGUAUCUUGA